Pelobates cultripes (western spadefoot toad) is the source of this 12499-nucleotide messenger RNA. The record is from the annotation of a GenBank genome assembly. Lineage: Eukaryota; Metazoa; Chordata; Amphibia; Anura; Pelobatidae.
AGCAAAGCGUGCUGCGGCCUGCUCCAGCCUCGAUCCACGGCCUGUCGUGAAAUGAAUUCCUCCUAGAAAGCGGCCUUGAUGUAAACAGAGGGAGGGGGUGGGGGGAUGCUGAAUUCCUGCUAACAGGUGAGACACAGCUCAGGGGGUGGCUAUCACCGUAAUACUCCUGAUAUAUGGGCACAUGGGCAGCCCCUGCCCCCAUCCCUGAUACAGACUGCACUUUAAUACUGUCCUACAAUAAUAAUAAUAAUAAUAAUAUUAUAAUAUAACUGCUGGGAUACCCAUUUCCGGCUCCUCCAGGCUAUAUAUAUAAUAUAUCUCACACACACAGUGUAAUACAUGUGUCCUCCCCACUUCCUGGCACCAAGAAUACCCUGUAGUGUUUACAUUUUGACUCUGCAGUUGUUAUGGUUAUCACCCCUAUGGUGCUCAGCCAUCCAUUCUGUAAAUACAAUAAACAAAAUAAAACACCCUGCAGGGUCCAUACUCUACCCCCCACCUUCCUCUCUGUGCCACGUGGUUAGCAUUCACACUGUAUGAACAGGUUUAUAUAUAUAUAUACUGUAUAUACUUCUCAUAUCACAAUUGUGUACUUUAAAUUUUUGUGUUUAAUAUACUGUUUAGGGCUAACAAGGUAAUUGUGAAUGGUAAUUGGAAAAAAAGGCAUGGGAUUGUUUUUUUAUUUUUUUUAUUUAGUAAAUUAUCAGGCAAAAUAAAAGACUCUGCAGUUGUUAUGGUUAUCACCCCUAUUGUGCUCAACCAUCCAUUCUGUAAAUACAAUUAAAAAAAAACACCCUGCAGGGUCCAUACUCUACCCCCCACUUUUCUCUCUGCCACAAAAUCAGGUUAAAACUUAACUUGCAUUCAGAUGUCGACAUAGAGGUCUAGGAAGGACCACCAAAUAAGAUAGAUUAAAAAAUUUAUUUAUGUAUAUUUAUUGCUGAUACAAUUUUCCGCACAGCUCCUAAAGUAAUGCUAUUGCUGACAAAUACUACAAACAAAGUAAUCGAGCUGCAAAAGUAGUUAAUGUGUGUAUGCAUAUUGAAAAAUAUUUUUUACUCCUUGUGUUACAAAAAUACAAACUGAAAUCAUAGAUAUUUUAUGUACUCUGUAAAUCAAGAGAAAUAAAUUAAUUCACUGAAAUUCAAAAUGUAGGGACUACUUUGUCUCAGUAUUUCUCCUAUGCCUGACACUUCUACACACUUUGUGGAGCUACUGCCUGCUAGAAGUGUCAAGUUCCUAGCUUUCACCUGUGAAAUUGGUUCUGUCUAUGAAGGUCUCGUGUGACCCACCAUAGAUCUUAAUGCGGAUUGCACAUAUUAUGCAUGCAUUAUUAUUAUUAUUACUAAAACUGUGGGGAGAAAAAAAAAUUUUGAUAUUUUUUUAAUAAUAAUAAUAACAAAGUAUUUAACAAAUAAGUAUACAAGUGAAGAUUCCAGAAGGUGGAAGACUCUUUAACCCCUUAAGGACCAAUCUUCUGGAAUAAAAGGGAAUCAUGACAUGUCACACAUGUCAUGUGUCCUUAAGGGGUUAAGCAGAAUCUUCAAAUGACUCAUUGGUGGGGGUAUUAGCUGCAUGAUACACAUCCUGAUAUUAAUAUCUGUUUUUCUUUCAGUGUAUUCUGGUUUAAAAACUUGUUGCCAUGGGGGAUAUCGACCGAGUGGUGUGCAAAAUCCAGGGAUUUGAUGCUGAAACACAGAAUCUUCUCAAGACCGCUCUGAAAGGUCAGGAAGUGGCGUAAUUUGCAGUUUAUAUUAACCAUAAAAAUUGUGCCCAAUGACCAUAGUAUAUUACUAAUGUACCGAUUUUAUUUUGAGUACCUGCGAAUGUUGUGAAUGCUAUAUAUUUAGGAUAGUUAAAGGGACACUAUAGGCUCCAAACAACUUUAGCUUUUUUGUGUAUAGAUCAUGCCUCUAAAGUUUUAAUUCACUGCCAUUUAGGAGCUAAAUCACUUUUGUUUCUGUUGAUGCAGCACUACCCAUACCUCCCCUGGCUGUGACUUACACAGCCUACAUGAAAACAAAAUGGUUUCACCUUCAAUCAGAUUAAACUUACUUUAAAAGAUUUUAACUCCUGCUCUGCAAAUUGAACUUUAUUCACACAUCGGAGGCUCCUGCAGGAUCCAACAAACUAUUAACAGAGCAGGAGAUAAGAAAUUCUAACUUUAACCGAAUUUGCAAUUAAAGGAAGUGUAAACAUUAGAUGACUCUUUUAUAGGAAGUGUUUAGGAAGGCUGUGCAAGUCACAUGCAGGGAGAUGUUGGUACGGCUGCAUAAACAAAGUGAUUUAACUCCUAAACAGCAGAUAAUUGAACAGAGAGACUGCAGGGGCAUGACCUAUACACCAAAACUGCUUAAUUAAGCUUGUUUUGGUGACUAUAGUGUCCCUUCAGGUUUUUGAUGACUUCAUCAUAGUGUUCAUACUGCUGGUGUAUUCAUUAGGUAAUAACUUUAAGGCCCUUCACUAUGUGAGGAAGCAUAAUGAUGUGAUAAAGUGUAAACGUUUUAUUUACUUGGUAUCUUAUCACUUAGUAUAUUAUGAGAUGUUUUGAUAUUUUCUGUUGCAUUGUACAUUAAUGUUGCUGUAUAAUGGGAAAUAUUUUAUUUGUAACUGUUAGUAGUAUGUACUGUAAAUGUAAUAGUAAUUGACCAAGGCUGCUGAAGGGAGAUGAGGUCCAGCUGGUCUCCUGAACACAUUUAAACAUCCUCUGUCCAUUAAAUAUCACCAACCCUGUGAGAACUCUCGGCCUGAGAGAACUCUGGAGUAUUAUAUACUGAAAGGAUAUACAAAGUGCUCUAUAUAUGCUGCCAGUGCUCUAUAGAGAAGAAUUUGUAUAUGCAGUAUACAGUAAGAAUUACAAAAAGUACUCCAACACAAUAUAGCAACAGUGUUUGUUUAUUCUAGCGAUAGUAUAUGCACAGGCUCAGUAUCCAGUUAGCAUACCCGAAAGCAGAGCAUAUAAGACAUUUGCGCUGCUUAUAAACACGACGCUUAAUACUGAUCAGUAUACAGGCUGUGAAAAUGUAUACAAGACUCCUUACACAGUGAUACCUAUUGGUCUUCUUACUAAACUCUGAAUCUAACGGUUAGGUUCAUUAAAAAAAUAGCAGGGACACAUUUGGCUGAAAUCCCUUUACAUUUUGUUGUUGGUGAAUACAGCCAAAUUUGUAAAUGCAUAUUUGCCUGUUACUAAGUAGACUUCUGUGUCUCUGUGACAACUGGCCUUUGAACUAUCUAUCUGCUUUUUUCCAAACCUAGAAACAGACUUAAAUUUUGCUUUAUUGUUUAAAAGAUAGCAAUGUUUUAAAUCCAGAACGUAUAGUAGCAGGAAAUAGCUAAGCCGUUUUAUCUCUUUUAGAGAUCUAAUUUUAUUUCCCCCUUUCUGACUGUGUCGUGGUUUCAGAAUCAUGCAUUUAUGUACUUAUCUCCCUGCUUUUCUACUUCAUAAUAUUAUGACAUUGGAAUGCAUGCUUGUCUACCUGUUGAAGAAAUACUGGCACUUAUUUGCAGCAUUAAUUUAUUUCUUUUCUUUUCAUAACAGAACCAGACAGCGUGGACUUGGACAAAGUGGCAAAUGUAAUAGUGGAACAGUCUCUGAGAGAUGCCACGUUCAGCAGAGAAGCUGGAAAGAUGUGCUAUACAAUCAUCCAGGUAAGAGGUCAAGAAGCCUGUUACCAACCUGAAGUGAUGACUGACACAGACCCAUUCAAGGGAACUCGUUAAAGCACAGACUUCAUGGUUGCACUAACACAUGAGUGGCUAUGUUCAUAGUCUACUUUGUAACAAGGUUAUAUAACUGCCCCAUGGUACAAUGCAAUUGGAAUUUCUAGUAAGCUACAGCAAUUGUAAAUAUGUCUAUUUAUUGAGUGAAAAAAUGUGCAGUCCGUUUCAGUGGCAUGUGGAAGAAUUUAUUUUCCUAACGUAUGUUUAGUGGGGACUCAAAUUAUGGUGAUCAUUCCUUAGGAACCACAAAGACAGCUACAGAAAAGUGUUAUAUUGGCAUCUCCUUCCCUCCUUCUUAGAUAAAGGCUAUCGCCCCCAUGAUUCCAGAAGAAUAUGUAGCUUUAAUGGCGGAUAGUGGGAUUGCAGCCGUAAUUCAACUAUUCACAGUUUAUCACCAGACUUAGGCUUGCGUUUCUCCCUUCUGAUAGUGGAACACACACUGGGGCAUUUACAUUCAGUGCUAACACUGUAGAGUGGUGUGCUGGUAGCAGCCAUGUUAGAGGAGUCAGCGGUUAAGAGUGGAACGCACACACUUGUUGUGCUGAGUUUUAUGACUAUUUGCCAGUAUUGCUGCGCAUGCGUUUGGGAGGUCAAUAUUUGUAGGAGUUUAUUUGGUGCCCCCAGAAGAAAGGGUCAGUUAUAUAAUCAAGAAUCUCAACAUUCCAAAAAGGACUCCAAACUUUUACUGCAAAUUGGGAAAAAACUAUCUGCAACCCCUGCCAUAAAAAUUGUUCACCUAUGUUGAGAAAUUAUGGAUUCAAUUCAGAUGAUAUGCAAAUCUAGCUUCUCAAUGAAGAAUACAAACUUCUAAGUUAAAUUGUGAUAGAACGUAUUACUAAACACCAAGUAAGCUCUGGGGUCCAUUUGACUUUAUUUUUAGUAUCAGAUUGCACAUUUAGAUCCUUUUUACAUCUAAUAAGAGCUAACAAAAUAGUAGUUUCCAUCCAAUUUCUUUUUCUCCAUCACAUCCAUUCUACGAAGAAGUAAGUAGAAGUAUAGAUCAGGGUGUUGCAGUGGAUGUGAUCUACUUGGAUUUUGCCAUGGCAUUUGAUACGGUUCUUUUAGUCUUCAAACUAAAAGAAAUUGGUCUAGAUGAAUAUUCUUGUUCUUGGGUAGAACAUUGGCUUAAGGAUAGAGUACAACGAGUUGUAAUUAAUGGUAAAUUUUCAGGCUGGACAAAAGUGGUAAGUGGUGUCCCUCAGGGUUCUGUUUUGGGACCACUUCUAUUUAACAUAUUUAUAAAUUAUCUUGAAAUAGGCAUUGAAAGCCAUGUAUCAGUGUUUGCAGAUGACACAAAACUUUGUAAAGUAAUAAAAUGUGAGCAGGAUAUUGCUUUGCUGCAGAAGGAUUUGGAUAGAUUGGGGGACUGGGCACUAAAAUGGCAGAUGAAAUUUAACAUAGAGAAAUGCAAAGUUAUGCACUUCGAGGUUAAGAAUGCACAAGCAACUUACACACUAAAUGGUAGUGAAUUAGGGAUAACCACACACGAGAAGGAUUUGGGAAUUGUUAUAGACAACAAAUUAGGCAGCAAUAUGCAAUGUCAAUCUGCAGUUGCUAAGGCCAGUAAGAUUUUGUCAUGUAUAAAUAGGGGCAUAAAUUCUCGGGAUAAAAAUAUAAUUUUGCCUCUUUAUAAAUCGCUGGUAAGACCACACCUUGAAUAUGCUGUGCAAUUUUGGGCGUCUGUUCUAAAGAAGGAUGUCAUGGCACUGGAGAGGGUCCAGAGACGAGCUACAAAAUUGAUAAAAAGAAUGGAGCAUUUUAGUUAUGAAGAAAGGUUUAAAAAAAUGAAAUCUGUUUAGUUUGGAAAAACGGCGCCUGAGAGGGGAUAUGAUAACUUUAUACAAAUAUAUUCGGGGCCAGUACAAACCUUUAUCUGGAAAUCUAUUCAUAAACCGGGCUAUACAUAGGACACGCGGUCACACAUUUAGGCUGGAAGAAAGGAGAUUUCAUCUAAGGCAAAGAAAAUGUUUUUUUACAGUAAGAACAAUAAGGAUAUGGAAUUCUCUGCCUGAAGAGGUGGUUUUGUCAGAGUCCAUACAGAUGUUUAAACUGAAAUUGGAUAAAUACUUACAAAAACAUAACAUACAGGGAUAUAAUUUCUAAUUAGUGGGGUAAUAGCUGAUUGAUCCAAGGAGACAUCUGAGUGCUAUUUUGGGGUCAAGAAGGAAUUUUUUCCAAGUUUGUGGCAAAAUUGGAAGUGCUUCAGACCAGGUUUUUUGCCUUCUUUUGGAUCAACAGCAACAACAUUUGUGAGGAAGGCUGAACUUGAUGGACACAAGUCUCUUUUCAGCUAUGUAACUAUGUAACAUCCAGUUCACAAGACACCCCAAAAUACAGUACAAUCGUAUUGUGUCUUUAAAUCUUCAAGGUGUAUAUCUCUACCUACCUAUAGAUCCUUUUUUUAAUUUUUUCAAUAUAAUAUAUGAUUUAUAUAAGCGGUCUUCUUUACUUCCAUUCUGCGCCUUCCGAUCUGGAUUAACUUUGAUCUUCACCAAAGAUUCUGGUGGUCUUACACAACAAGGAGUAACAAUAGUUUUCGUUUUGAGACUGGCUUAUCGUGACAUCUUGCAUGGGGGGCUCUCCUGAAAGAUUUAGAAAGUCCUUACUUCUUCCUUCAAGAAGAAUUACUUUCUUGGGUUUUAUUAUAGAUUCAGUGGAAGAAACAAUCGAUUCCAAGAGAGAAGCAAAUAAAGACUAGACCUGAAAUCAGGGGAACUUCACUAUCAGGAAAGCAAUGAGAGUUCUAUUUUUCUGAACUGCUCUUAUUGCCACAGUCAAAUGGGCAAGAAAAUCAUUUGAAUGACUGGGAUCACUCCAUAAAGACUUGUCUGAUUCUGAUCUAUCCAAAUAAGGCUAGGCCUUUCUUUUCAUUACUCACAUUUGAUCACCAUUACCCACAGACACUUGGGUAGGUAAUAUAGAUUAAAUUUAAUCGAGACUGGAGAUGGUGUGGCAGAGCUUAAAUCAUUUCAAGCAGCAGACCUUCCAGCAGGCAGUUCUAGUAUGCCCACACAAUCAAAUGUCAAGGAUUCACUCACACCGUUUAGAGGUCCUUUGUGCAAUUUACAUCAAAGGCUUUAUUUGGCUUUUGCUCCUUUUCAAACACGUGGACUCUUCCAUGAAACUUUUCAUGUUUUUAAAGCUGUCUUUUUGAUAGCCAUCAUUUUGGCCAAACCUUCUGGUGGACUUUUUUAGGCUUUAUCAUCUAUGCCUCCAUACACAAGUUUGUUCGCGAAGAAUGAGGUGGCUUUAAAGUUGCAACCAUCGGUUUUCAAUUAAACUACCAUCAUUCUGGGUGUAGUAUUUCCAUCUUUUUUUUUUCACCAUACAACUUCAGAUUUGAGAGAUUUCAUUGUCUGGCCUUUGCAGAGACUUUGUAGAGUGCUUGCAGAGAACAAGUUCAAAAUUCAUUACCUCAAUAGCAUUUAAAACUUUUCUGGAGUUGCCUGUAUAGUUCUUAGAGCAGGAAGGCUUACCCGAACGUGAGUACUACCUCAAAUGCUCAGCAAAAAAGAACUUAACAGUGAGAAAAAAAAGUCUGUUUGUGCAAGUUUCCUUCUCUCUUACAUUCUUUUAGUGUGGGAAGUAAACAAGAAAUUGAAAGUAUGAAAAUUAAAUGGUUUUAUAAAAAAAAAAAAAAAAAACUACACGUUAUAAUUUCUCUCUGAGUGGUUUGAUCUGUGAUUUGUUUUAAAAAUAAAAAAAAUAAUCUUUUCUUUCAAUAAUUUGCUGUCAACAUCCUUUAUUGCCGUAGGCUGAAAGUAAGAAGACAGGCCGUAAUGUAUUCCGUAGUGGCCUUCUGAAUCGGCUUCAGAACGAGUAUCUGAAUCGGGAAGAAAUGAAAGCUCGAUCGGUUCAGGAGUGGGUGUGCUACGUGACUUUCAUCUGCAAUGUCUUUGACUAUCUAAGGGUGAGAUGAGAGUGGAAAGUAACCUUAAGGAAUGUUAUCAUUAUUUAUGCCUUUUCAAGAUUGUGUGCCUCAGUGUUAGACGUUGUUGGGAGGAAUGGUAUUUGUCUUGAUAAGUCAUUGUAAAGAAUCCAUUGUAUUUCAUUACAUGUGACUCUAUUUCAUCAUAUUAGGAUGGCAAUAUCUAAAUCCUGUUUAAUUUUUCUCAAGGUUGAUCUUUUGAGAUACUCUUGUAAUGAUGCCGAUUUUAAAGAAUGAGAAUGAUAGAAUUGCUGAUGGAAAAAAUUCAGAAUUCCCCAUUUUAAAUAGCCCAAGUAUCUUCUUUUACAAAUGAUAUUCCAUGAUGUGGGUAAAGUGCAGUAGGGAGCUAUAUUGUCUUUGUGACACUUUUGGUUGAAGUUAGUGAUAAAAUAGUUAGAUAAAAAUGUCUAAAUGCUCUUGGUUGAAUAAACACUACAAGUACCAUAACCACUACUGCUCACUGUAGUGGUUAUGGUGCCAGUAGUGCCCUUGCGCAGUCCAAUGGUAAAAUGUAAAGCUACUGAUUGAUGUCCAGCAUGGUCCUGCUUUGCUCUGUAAACAAAUCAGUCUUCUCCUGCUUGAGAAUACUGGAUGCAAUGAGGUUGCUUAAAGCAGGUUCACAUCUUGAGAUGCAUUAGGUUCUCAUGGCACUCUUGACUACAGUGGGCUACAGUAGCCCUUUAAAUACAUUCAGAUACGUUGAGCUAUGUGGGGUUGGGUUACAAGGUGACAGGGAAGGUUUCAGUGAAGACUGGUGCAGACAGGUGAACGACAUGUAAUCCUCAGGCGAUAGUUUCUUACAAACUGCUUAGGUGACAACCGGCCGUGUUUUUGUUUGUGUGCGUUUUGUUUUUUCUUGCCUGUGAUAAAUAUGUUCAUGUGAUCAAAUGUUAAAUGUUAUUAAGUAGACAAAGAAUGGAUUCACUCUUUUUCAGGUAAAUAAUAUGCCAAUGUUGGCUUUGGUCAAUCCUGUGUAUGAUUGCUUAUUCCAACUUGCAGAGCCCGAAAGUCUGAGAAGGGAGGAAGAGGUGAGUUGAGGAGUAAACUCCGAACACCGUCCAACUCUUAAUCCUGCUUUAUCUUAACAAUGUAUCAAUGUACAGGAAAACAAUAAAUAAAACACAGGUUUCUGUGAUAUGAGAGUGUGUUUAGAUUGUUAUGAAUAUCCAAAGAUUAUUCCCGCAUAGUAUUCAGAACAGUACUGUGCCACAUAAUGGUGGUGGUACUUCCAUCACAAUAAUACAAGCAUUUUGGUUCAGGGAUAAAUCAGAUAACCAUUUUGAAGCAAUGAAUGAUUCCCCCACCUGUUUUUGUUUUUUGGGGGUUAAAAUAGCCUAAAUGAAUAUAGAGCUGACUUGGCCUAAAAUUGUAAAUUCGCCUUAAUUUCAAACUUUAGUGAAUAGCAAUAUAGUGAGCUUAGGUCUAUGUUCAAUCUAAAAUGCUCUGUCUCUAUAGUGCUGCGAUGUCUUCAUCUAUGGUCUGUGUCAGAUCUGAUCCUUUCAUAAAAAUUAAACUUCAAUAGCCGAAUGAUCUGUUUUCCACUAACUACAUUUUGUAUUAUAGGUAGACUGCCUUGUGCUACAGCUCCAUCGUGUGGGGGAGCAGUUGGAGAAAAUGAAUGCCCAGCGCAUGGAUGAGCUCUUCUCUUUACUGAGAGACAGAUUUCUCCUGCAGGGAGACCUUAGUUCAAUGGCUCAGCUCUUGUUGCUUGAGAUGAUUGAAUUUCGGGCAGCUGGCUGGAAAAUGACAGACGCCGCUCACAAAUAUUACUACAGCGAAGUGUCAGAGUGACUCCAACGUAGGAUGGAUUUUCAUCUAAUAGUGGUCACGAACCAUGAGAGCCAUAAUUUAUAGGAUAUUUGAUGCCUUAACUGGAGAGGAUAAGCAGCCUCCGAUAUCCUUGCAACUACAACCACCAUCCUGCACCUCCCACUGGAAGUCCUCCUGUUAAUGUCCUGCCUUCUUAGGAGAUGGUGGAACUUUAUGGAACUCUGCAAGAUUGUUUUAUUUAUUUAUGUUUACUUUACAAUCUCACUUCUUCCCAGUCCACAUCAAAGUGCCCUUUGGAGCAGAUUGUGGAACAGCUGUGGUGCUUCCAAAAUGCCUGGUCCAGCUCAACAUAGAACCCAUGGAUGUCGACCAUCUUGGCCUCAGGAUAACACCUUUACCACCCGCCCUCCAUAUGACUGUUAUAACCUUUCUCAAGUUUCUUAGGACAUGGUCGCUACUAGAUCUUGUGGCUGACAUGAAGGUGGUGUACUUGCAAAGAUUUCUGAGAUUGUUUUGCCUCUCCAUUAGAAAGAUCGAAUAUCCCAUAAGUAAUGGCUCCAGUGGAGUGUGAUCACACCAAAAACAAUGAAUUUAUGGGAACGCUCUAUUUGGUUUUAAAUCAUAGGUAAAGGAAUUUAUUCUACUUUUAGCCGCCAGAAGAGUUUGGAAUACUUUGCACCUUUUUUCAAAAAUUACUUUAUUCAAGCACAUUUUAAAGACUUUGUAAAAGACAAGACUUUGCUCUGAACCUGGACGAUAAUCAGAAUGACAGCGCAAGGAUUUUUUUAAAUUUACAGCCGAACCGAUUUAUAAGCAGCAACAGAUUGUGGAUUUCUGUAUAAUAAUAUACAAUGAUUCUACAAAAGCAAACAUUUUAACAACACAGGUACAAAAGAACUGAAGUGUCAUGUUUAGGGCAGCACUACCCGAAUGGAUUGAUAUGGGUAACCUGCAGCCCAAAAGGGUUGUUGAUUGGAUGAAAUUUGCCAAAAACUCAAGACAGCAUCAUUCAGUCCUCAAAAUCAAAAUUAGAUUUAUUUAUUUUUUUAUUUUUUUUAAAAGAUCUACUUAAAGGGAAUCAAGUUUAUAAAAAAAAAUAAAGACAGACAGAAACCAGUUUCAAAUGGCAUUAAGAUUCAUGUUCUGCCUUGGUGGCUAGCUAAUAAUAUAGAGAUUAAAUAUUUAGCUGAAAACAGUUCUGCAUCGUAUCUUUCAGAAUCUCUUCAUUUUAUAAUUACAUUUUUAUUAACACACUUAUAAUUCCUGCUGAAUUGUUGAAAGGUUUUUAGUGUGGUAGUGGUGCUGGUAGUAAUGUUAUAGUUUUAUGCUCAUCGUAAAAUUGUUGCUUCACCUAUGGAACCAUUGUAAUACAUGGUGAAAUUUGCUUUAGUUUUACAACCUCAUCCAGCUUAGACAAAGCUGAGUGCACUGGUUGAGAAUAUAAAUUUGCAACGCUGAAGGCUACCAACUGGCAUUACUAUAUAGGUAUCAGCAUUUUACGCUAUGCCUCUGCUUGAACAAAAUAACCACUAGAAUUGCAGCUGCUUGCCUCUGAGCGAAGUAAAAUCCAGCAGAUAUGGUUUAUGGCUUUUGGAAUGUAUCUACUAGAAAAGUUGUGUCUCUUGCAGGUAGAGUUUUUAUAGGUGAGGUCUGUGAGAGUAUCGGGCCUUUUUGCAACUGUGGACUGCAUGGUGCCGAAAUAAUCAAAUCUUCCUGUAGUAACAACGGAGUUACAUUUUAAAACUCACAAAUUGCUGAUAUUUUACAAUAAUAUGCCAGCUAACUGGUCUAGAUUCCUGUUCUCAGCAAUCAACUUUGAUGGUGCUCUGAUAUUCAACCGAGUCUGCACUGUAAAGCAAUCUUCCACAACUAUAUAGACUUGUAUCCCUUGGAGGCGAUGGAGCCCCUUCAAGUAUACCAUCUGGAUGGAUUUUUGUGAACAGGAUAAUGGUUUCAGUGUAAAGAUUAAUCCGGAUUAACUGCAAUCUGCCAUCAACAAAGUGUAGAAUUCUGAUUUUGGUUUUUCCUUCUCUAAAAAUUUGUUUAGAGAGGUGAAUGAAAACAGAAUAUACUCUAGACCUUAAUUAUUACUUGUGCACACCAAAACAUGUCCAGUUUUAUUCUCAAAAUAACCAAAAACUGUAAGUUUCACUCUGCUCAAUAUAAUUAUUUGCCAAAUGGAAUUUGGAGGUACAAAAUGCCAAAGUGGCAGAGUUAAAAUAUGCCCAUCCAACUCAGGAAUGUGAAUCAACAACUCUACCAUUCAUUGCCAGGAGUAUACAAUAUACUGUUCGUUCUUUAAGCAUUCAAAAUGAAUUUGGCUUUACUUCUACAAGUGAACAGUUCUACAAAAACAAUCAUUUAAAAACAUUUGGAGCUGGAAUCCAGACUUGAGACUUGUUUUCCCCCACGGGCAAAAAAAACAAGAACAAAGUCUUACUAAAAAAUGCAGACUUACAGAAAUGCAAAAAAAACAAACCACCAAAUGGUUAUACACUCAUCAUUAAAAUCUGUUUCAGAAUCUAGAACCUCCGAACGAUCCAAGCUUUGAGCAAUACCUGGGUCUUUGGUGCCGGCUGCGCUUAGCUCUCGGGAUCUUUUUAUAGUUUUCUCUUUCUAAAGAGAGGAACCGUUUUGUAUCUAGUUUGGAUUUUUGUGCUGUGUGAGCUGAAACAUCAAGGUCAUUUUAUGAGAAUUCAAUUUUUUUUAUUAUUAUUAUUAUUAUAUAUAAUAAGCCUGUUGCUCAGACUUCCUCUGUAUCGACAAGGAUAUUAAUAACUUACAACUGCCAAUUCUAAACCUGAGAGCAACAAGGAUAUUUUGACAUUAAGACUGUUUUAUAUUUUGUAUUUUAAAACUUCCCACUUUUCAUGGCCUGUUUUUCUACUUUUCUUUUUAGAAGUUCUACUCAUCAUUUGUAAUUUUAAGCAAUAUAGACCUGGGAGAUCAAUUGUGACAUUUUAAUAAGGGUUUAAUAAAUUUUGAAAAAUCUCUCUCGUUUCUUUUUACAAAUCAAUUUAAAACAAUAUUUCCUGUUGUAUUGCAUUAGCACACCUGGGUAUUUGCCCUAUACUAGAC